Seminavis robusta is the source of this 1416-nucleotide messenger RNA. NCBI's taxonomy places the organism in Eukaryota, Bacillariophyta, Bacillariophyceae, Naviculales, Naviculaceae. The record is from the annotation of a GenBank genome assembly.
AUGUCUUCUGAUAGUAAUGCUACUGGUAGUGGUACCGGUAUUGGUGCUGGCGCUGCUGCUCCUGCUGUCAAUAGCAGUUCACCCAACAAUAGUAAGAAACAGAAGAUGUCUCCUCCCUUGGAAUCUCUUCUGGGGGUUGAUGGUGAACUUUGGAUUGGCCAGAUUCUAUCAUGUGUGGGUGUUGGACAGUACGCUUUUGUGGGAGCUGUCAACAAGAAGAUGAAUCAACUGUACAAAGAGUACUGCAAAAUUGAACUCGAGAAGAAUCCUCGAAAGGUAAAAAUUAACCCGGAGGAAGACCCAGAUGAUGACAACUGUCGCUCUGCAGAAAGCACCAACACUCUGUACAGUGAAACAUUCUCUAAUCAGCAGCGCACAGAAUUCUGGCACAAGGACAAUUCCACCAACAAAAGACCUGCUCGUGCUCAUGUCUGCACUGCCAUUGCCACAGUUGGAAAUCUUGCUGUCAUACAGUGGGCACGCCGACAAGGAUUCCCAUUGAACGAGCAGACAUGUGCUGGAGCUGCUAAAAAUGGCCAUUUGAAAAUGCUCCAAUGGUUAAGAGAGAAUGGUUGUCCAUGGAAUACAGAGACAUGCUCAAAUGCUGCUGAAGGUGGCCAUUUGGAAAUUCUGAAGUGGGCUCGAGAAAAUGGGUGUCCAUGGAAUCGAUCGACAUGUGCCCAUGCUGCUCGAAACGGACAUUGGGAAAUUGUAAAGUGGGGCCGAGAAAAUGGUUGUCCAUGGGAUGAAGAGACAUGCCGGUUUGCUGCUGAAAAUGGCCAUUUCGAGAUUCUGAAGUGGGCUCGUGCAAAUGGUUGUCCAUGGAAUAAGUGGACAUGUGCUGGAGCAGCUGAAGGUGGACAUUUGGAAGCUCUCCAAUGGAUGCAUGAAAAUGGGUGUCCAUGGGAUGUGUGGACAUGUGCCUUUGCUGCUCAAAAUGGCCAUUUGGAACUUUUAAAGUGGGCUCAUGAAAAUGGGUGUCCAUGGGAUGAACAGACAUGUACCCAUGCUGCUCUAGAUGGCCAUUUGAAAGUUGUAAAGUGGGCUCAUGAUAAUGGGUGUCCCUGGGAUGAACAGACAUGUGCCCAUGCUGCUCUAAAUGGCCAUUUGGAACUUAUAAAGUGGGCUCGUGAAAAUGAUUGUCAAUGGGAUGAAGAGACGUGCUCAAAUGCUGCUCUAAAUGGCCAUUUGGAGAUUUUAAAGUGGGCUCGUGAAGAUGAGUGUCCAUGGAAUCGUUGGACAUGUGCUUUUGCUGCUCGAAACGGACAUUUGGAAACUCUAAAGUGGGCCCAUUUAAAUGGUUGUCCAUGGGAUGAAGAUACAUAUCGAGUUGCCAGCGUGAAUGACCAAAGGGAAGUGAUCCAGUGGCUGCGCGACAAUGGCUGCCCUGGAUCUCACCAUAAUGAAGGGCACUAA